AUGAAAGAGUGGUCUUUCAGGAUUGGUCGUUCUGUGUCAUCACCUUCCACCUAUCCUACACAUUCGUUCAAGGGCGGUACGCUCUACUCUCUCGCGACCCCUACUCUAACGAGUAAGCAAGUAAACUGCUUUUUGAAGCGCCAGUCGCGUAGGGCGACCGGGCCAGGCCGAGUCAGAAAGGCUUUGAUGACUCAAGGCUUAGAGGGUGGUCCCCCUUUCUCGCGUAAAAGCGAUCAGAAUUCAAACAUGCCGCGUUUUACUGGGAAGGAUCAAACCAUGGGAACGAAUCUACAAGGCUAUCACCUUCUUUGGCCAGAUCUUCCAACCUUUUCACAAUUACAGUUCACUGCGCCUUUUAAAUUAAAUGAAAGGGGCUUGCUGGUUUUUCCAUCAUCCAAUCCACAACAAAUUGAAUGA
Molecule: messenger RNA, 417 nt
Organism: Vicia faba (fava bean)
Lineage: Eukaryota; Viridiplantae; Streptophyta; Magnoliopsida; Fabales; Fabaceae
Source: the annotation of a GenBank genome assembly